AUGGAAUCAAUUAUCCUCCCUUCACCGGGUCUUCACGAUGUAAUUGAAAACCUACAAGAUACUCCCGAUAAAUCAAAUGCAACCAAAAACCGAGCACGAUUGGCUUCGUUUUCCACAAGUCGAGAUUCGAGUAUUUCAUGGGGUCGACGACAUCACCAUGGUUCUUGGUUACAUUCCUUAGGAUGUGCUAGCAUUAUGAGUCUCUGUCCUUUGAUUGUUAUAUUUUAUUGGAUUGCACUCGCACGAUUUGAAGGUUCUUUGACUUCCGCAUACAAAUCAAUGGCAUCGGUGGGACCUGUCAAUUUCUUAUGGUACCAUGCACCACGAGGCAACCUAAGAACGAAUAUUGGGUAUGGAACUUGGCUAUUAUUCCAAGCAGGUCUUUACCAAUUCUUACCCACCAAAUUGAGCACCGGUCAACUCACUCCAGCGGGAAAUCUUCUCAAAUAUCGUACGAAUGGUCUCUCGGCUUGGAUUGUCACUCAUGCUUUGUUUCUCAUCUCAUCAUACUGCGGACUCUUGGAUCCGGCAAUUCUGGCCAAACAUUGGCAAGCAUUACUGGUCUCGGUGAAUGUCUAUGGGUUCCUGUUAUCUGGGUUUGCCUACUUGAAAGCUCACAUGAGUCCAACUCAUGAAGGGGAUCGAAAAUUCAGUGGUUCCAUUUUGUACGAUAUGUACAUGGGAAUCGAAUUGAAUCCGAGAUUCGGAAGGUACUUUGACUUUAAAUUGUUCCAUAACGGUCGACCUGGGAUCAUUGCUUGGACUCUCAUUGAUAUGUCCUUCAUCGCGUAUCAAUAUCAACUGCAUGGCUACAUUACCAAUUCUAUCAUUUUGAGCACUUUUCUUCAUAGUCUCUAUGUUGUGGAUUUCUUCAUCAACGAAGAUUGGUACCUUCGAACCAUUGACAUCUGUCAUGAUCACUUCGGGUUUUAUCUUGCAUGGGGAUCUAUGGUGUGGUUACCAUCCAUGUAUACCCUCCAGACGCAAUAUCUCUCAAGAAACCCUCACUCUCUAUCACCUCUUAGCGCCAUGAUGAUCUUUACCUCGGGCGUCAGUGGCUACAUCCUCUUCCGCAGCGUCAAUCACCAAAAAGAUCUCGUUCGUCGCACUAAAGGAAACUGUCAACUUUGGGGUGCCCCAGCCGAUGUUCUACACGUCACUUAUCGCACCAAAGAUGGUAAGAAACAUGAUAGUAUACUUCUUUGCUCCGGUUGGUGGGGUAUGGCUCGACAUGUUAACUAUCUUGGUGACUUGAUCCUGUCCUAUUCCAUGUGCGCGGCUUGUGGUACCAAGAAUUUGUUACCGUGGACAUAUGCGAUUUUCAUGACGAUCUUGUUGAUUCAUCGCUGCUGGCGGGAUGAGGAGAGGUGCUCGAAGAAAUAUGGGAAGGGCUGGGAAAGUUAUUGUGAGAAGGUUAGAUGGGUUAUCGUGCCGGGUAUUUAUUAG
Molecule: messenger RNA, 1446 nt
Organism: Sclerotinia borealis F-4128
Lineage: Eukaryota; Fungi; Ascomycota; Leotiomycetes; Helotiales; Sclerotiniaceae
Source: the annotation of a GenBank genome assembly